GUGGAUGGAUGGACUCCGGGGAGGGGAGGUCAGAUGGACUGAAUGGACAUCAGCGUUGGGAAGUUGAAUGGGUUAAGGGACAGACAGGUGAACUCGGCUCCAGGGAUGGAUGGACUCAUUUUGGACACCAGGGGUGAAGGAACAGAUGACUGGGUAGAAGUAUGGACUUGCCAAUGGUUUCAUUCUGGGCAUCAGGGAUGGGAGGAAGGAUGGAUGGGCAGACAGACAGAUGGACUCUGGACACCAGGGUUGGGAGGAUGGAUGGAUGGAUGGAUGGAUGGAUGGAUGGAUGGAUGGAUGGAUGGAUGGAUGGAUGGAUGGAUGGAUGGAUGGGCGGGCAGACAAAUGGACUCACUCUGUCCUCAGGGAUGGGGGGACGGAUGUGAGAGCACUGCGGGUACCGAUGGUGGGAGGACGGGGGCAGCUCGGCUGCUCGGUGGUGGAAGCACAGAGCAGCUCCGUACACGGACGGAUGGAUGGAGGGAACGUUGAGCGCCCGGACGGAGAGGAUGGAGCCGCCGGGUGCCGCUUCACCGCCCAUCCGCGCUCCCCCCGCGAGUCUACGCGGCCGCUGCAGGUUACGGAGGCGUUUGCUCCGCUCCUGGGGCCGGGAUGGCGGUGCCCGGUGCCGGUGCCGGUUCCGGUGCCAUUCCCGGUGCCUGCCACCCCCGUGCGAGCCGCCCCGCCCCGUGCACGUGACGCGGCGCGGCGGCUGCGAGCGGUGGGGCGCCGCGCCGCUGCGCUCCGGUACCGGUACCGACCCGGCCCCGCGCCGCUCCGCUCCGCUCCCGCCGCCCCCGGCAGCGCCACGAUGCAGCCCUCCUGCCCGCCCUCGGCCAGCUAGCUGCGUCCCGCAGGCACCGCCACCCCCAGGCAGCAGCAUGGCCCAGCAGCACCGCGCCGCUCCCCCCCCACUCAAGACAGAGGAGGACUACAUCCCAUACCCCAGCGUGCAUGAGGUGCUGGGCCGGGAGGGGCCGUUCCCCCUCAUCCUGCUGCCGCAAUUUGGGGGCUACUGGAUCGAGGGCACCAACCACCAGCUGAGCGGGGCCCCUGAGUCCCCCCCGAACCUGGCACCUGGCACCCGUGUACGGCUGGAGGGCAACCACAUGGCCAAGAUCUACCGCAAGCACUUCUUGGGCAAGGAGCACUUCAACUACUACUCCCUGGACCCCGCACUGGGCCACCUUGUCUUCUCCCUCAAGUACGAUGAGCAGGAGCACCUCCACCUGCUGCUGCGCACCCGUGCCCGCACCCUGCAUGACGUGGUGCCCAUCUCCUGCCUGGCUGAGUUCCCCAAUGUGGUGCAGAUGGCCAAGCUGGUGUGUGAGGACAUCAACGUGGACCGCUUCUACCCUGUGCUCUAUCCCAAGGCCUCCCGCCUCAUCCUCGCUUUUGACGAGCACGUGCUCAGCAACCACUUCAAAUUUGGUGUCAUCUACCAGAAGUUCAGGCAGACCUCAGAGGAAGAGCUCUUUGGCACCACGGAGGAGAGCCCUGCGUUCACCGAGUUCCUCGACAUCCUGGGGCAGCGGGUGCAGCUCCGGGACUUCAAGGGCUUUCGGGGAGGGCUGGAUGUGACACAUGGGCAGACAGGCAGCGAGUCGGUGUACUGCCACUUCCGGGACAGGGAGAUCAUGUUCCAUGUCUCCACCAAGCUGCCCUACACGGAAGGGGACAUGCAGCAGCUGCAGCGAAAGCGCCACAUCGGCAACGACAUCGUGGCCGUCGUCUUCCAGGACGAGAACACCCCCUUCGUGCCCGACAUGAUCGCCUCCAACUUCCUGCACGCCUUCGUGGUGGUGCAGUUGGAGCCGGGCGGCCCCCAGGGGCCCCUCUACAAAGUGUCGGUCACUGCCCGCGAUGACGUCCCCUUCUUCGGGCCGCCACUGCCCGACCCCGCCGUCUUCAGGAAGGGUCCUGAGUUCCAGGAGUUUCUGCUGACGAAGCUCAUCAACGCCGAGUACGCGUGCUACAAGGCUGAGAAGUUCGCGAAGCUGGAGGAGCGGACGCGUGCGGCGCUGCUGGAGACGCUGCACGAGGAGCUGCAGGGCCGCAGCCAGGCCAUGCUGGGGAUGGGCCCCGACGAGGAGCGCCCGGACAACGGCUCCGCUCCGGGCUUCUUCGAGUCGUUCAAGUCGCUGCUGGUUCCCGGGAGCCGCCGUGGCCGCCGCGGCAGCGCCAUCGGUCUGGGCUCCGUGGAAGAGGCGCUGCUGGUCCCCGGGAAGAGCCCGUCCCGGCGGCGGCCCGGCCCGCUCGGCUCGCGCCGCUCCAGCGCCAUCGGCAUCGAGAGCAUCCAGGAGGCGCCGGGCAGGGACGGAACCGCCACGGGAAACGACGGCAACUCCUCCGCUCACAGCUCACCCGAGAGCAGGAGGAACCACGACAGGGCGGAGAGGCCGGAACCUCUGCAGGACUUCUCCCGCUCGUCCUCCAGUGCCAGCAGCUUCGGCAGCGUGGCCGAGGAGCCAGAGGAGAACCCCGUGAGCGAACCGGGCAGGGACGGCCGCUCGCCCUCAGGGACCCCCCGGCAGCGUGACACCUCUGCUGACCCCCCCUGGCCAGAGGAGCCCCCCGGCACCCCCCCAGGCAGUGCUCGCCACCCUGAGAUCAAAAUCCAGCUGGAGCGCUCCCCCCCAACCCCGGGCUUGUAGCUGACCCCCAAACCCCGGGGUGGCACCACUGGAGGAGGGUCCCUGCUGUGCCCCCCUGCAGUGCCCCCCACCGCUCACAUCCAGGAGCCGAAGCCAUCAUCCCCACUGUGGGAUUGGGGCCCCCCGUGGGGUCACCCCCCCGAUUCCAGACAAUCUCCUUCACCCCAAUGCCCCCUCUGGGGAGGAGGGGGGGGGAUGGGCACAGGAACACACACAGCGCAACCCCCCUCCAACCCCAAAAGCAGAGUGGGGCCAGACCCGGUGUGCCCCCUCCAAAAAAAAGAGAAGAGAAAAUCCCACUAUGUGGGGGCUCAAAACUCAGCAGGGGACACGUUACUGCCUCCCCCCCCCACACACACACACUCCCCCCUGCCCUUCUCCCCCAUUUUAUUUAGGGAUAACAGCUCCAGAUUGGAGGAGGGGGGGGUUGGUGCUGUGGGAGUUUUUUCAGCACCCCACCAGGUUGUGGUUGUGUUUCCCAUAUCGAUGUACAAAUAAAAGUCUAUUUAUCGCUA
Molecule: messenger RNA, 3169 nt
Organism: Coturnix japonica (Japanese quail)
Lineage: Eukaryota; Metazoa; Chordata; Aves; Galliformes; Phasianidae
Source: RefSeq, a predicted model, not a curated record